Molecule: messenger RNA, 703 nt
Organism: Amaranthus tricolor (Joseph's coat)
Lineage: Eukaryota; Viridiplantae; Streptophyta; Magnoliopsida; Caryophyllales; Amaranthaceae
Product: mediator of RNA polymerase II transcription subunit 15a
Exons: 3
Coding region: 150-458 (102 amino acids)
Biological process (GO): regulation of DNA-templated transcription
Molecular function (GO): chromatin DNA binding; transcription coactivator activity
Source: RefSeq, a predicted model, not a curated record
UGAGUUUGUUUGGAAAAGCCAAAAAGAGCCAAAAAAAAAAAAAAAAAAAAAAAAAAAAAGAAAUUCUUCGUAUUUCUAUAUCGAGACUUCCCUUUUUGUACUUCAUUUGCUGCAUUUCGACGCAUUCUCCAUUUUCAUUUGCUUUUGCCAUGGAUUGUCCUUCUUCUUCUUCUUCUGCUGAGACGCCUCCUCAUAAGGACAAUUUCGAUUGGAAAAACCAACUUCAACUUGAAUCUCGCCAAAGAAUCAUCACUAAGAUUAUGGAAACUUUGAAGAGACAUCGCCCUUUUUCUGGCGAAGAAGUGAAAGAACUGAGGGCGAUAGCCGCAAGAUUUGAAGAAAAAAUAUACAAUACUGCUAUAAGCCAGUCUGAUUAUCUGCGAAAGAUUUCAUUGAAGAUGCUUACGAUGGAGUCAAUGUACGGAAUGUACCGUAUUAAAUCUCUUGAUGAAUUGUAGUGUGGCUUUGCUGGUAUUUGAAUAAAUCUUGAGAUUCAGGUACUUAACGUUCAUAAACGCAAACCUUAUUUAAUGAAUUGUAGCCAGGUAUCUAAUGAAUUGAUAUGGUGCUUGUUGAGAAACUUGUACAUCUAGGUUGAGCGACUAGUCUGUAUUGAUGAUGAUGUUAUUAGAUGUUUUUGUCAGACGACAGAUGGACAUCUGGUUUCACACUAAUUAGCAGGUUUUAGACGUUCUUUCAAGAA